AUGCCAUGGACAAGCGUCCGCCUUGGAGCUGCCCCAAAGGACACUUUUAUAGCUCUUGGCAAAGACGGCCGCUAUGGCAUGACAUGCACCUAUAAAGUCGUAUACAAACUCUUUAUUCAUGCUAACGUGGCAUCAAGCAAAACUGCACAACUAGAGGAGAGACUCAAUAGCCUCGUCGACUUACUCAAAGCAUCCAACUCGGGUGAACUGCCGGCUAGUCUACGCGAUCCGCCCACAGAAGACCCAACAUGUAUCCCAUCAGAAACCGGCCCACUCGGUCCAGGAACCUGGCGUUCAACAACGAGUCCUGGGUCGACGCCGGCAACAUCAUCAGAGGACCCCGCAGGUGUCGUACCAGCGACCUACAAUUGUUAUGCUCCGCCGACAUGUAUUUGCCGUGCACCCAUCGGCGCCUCGUAUCUGCCUGUUGAGUCAGACGAGGCCCUAUUAUCAGUGUUUGUGACAAAACUCAGCCCUACGUUCCCCUUUGUCGUGCUUCGGCCUGGAAUCUCGGCUCAGGAGAUGGAAAGGACCAAGCCCAUCCUGUUUGGUGCGAUCAAGAUGGUUGCAUCUGUCCGCAACUUAAAGUCCAUGAUGGCCCAGGGCUACAUCAUCAUGAAGCACCUCACCGAACAUCUGAUGAUGCGUUCGCAGCGGUCACUUGAAUUGCUACAGGCAAUUCUGGUUGUCACGGGCUUUUACCACUAUCAAUGCAUGAUGCAUACACAAUUAUCAAAUCUAGUGGCCCUUGCGACGAGUCUGGUUGCAGACCUGGGUCUAAAUAAGCCGCCAGAGAUACAGGAAAGGACUCGUGCGCUCGUUCUCAACCCCCAGGUUCCCAGCCCCAGAACGAAUGAUGAGAAGCGGGCGCUUUGUGGAAUGUGGUACAUGAGCUCCGUUGUUUCUUUCACCUUUCAGAAAAUUGACGCUGCUCGUUUUACUCCGUAUAUGGAGCAGUGUCUACGCGACCUUGAAAAGGAAAAGGAAUAUGAAACAGACUCUUUGCUGGCACAGCUCAUUCGUAUUCAGCAUCUGAGCGAUCGCAUAGGACAGCUGCAAUCCAAAGACCAGUUGGACGACAGCCUACCUGGAAUCCCGCGUGCACCAGUCAGCGCAUACCUCAACGCAUUUCAGACUGAACUCGACAAGUUUGACGCUCAAAUACCACGAUACCUCCGAUCCAACAAACUAUUAAUGGUUCACUUUCAUACGGCGGGAUUGAAACUGUGGGAACCUCCGAUAGUCGACGCAAAACUACUUGAAACCCUCUCGGACUCGUUCACGUCCUUGUCUCUCGGCGCGCCCUCGACUCUAGAUACAUUCUAUCGGUCCAAUGCCGCUCUGAAAAAGUGGUUCGAGCUCUGGCUGUCUUUUGAGAUUACCGAUUACUACUACCUGCCCAUGCCCACCUGUGCACAACUCCUCGUCGCCGUAACGCUGCUGUCAAGAUGGGCCAAGCUGGCGGGAGUCGAAGUGCCACAGAGUCCCGUCGAUCCAGAUAGCCCAGACACCUUGAACGCCAGAGCCGAAGCUCAAGGACUGCGAGAUCCGUCGUCGUUCUCAAAGCCGUCCCCGGUGGAGCCGGACAGCUCCAAAUUCCCAGACGCGGAGCCCGCGGUAGCUUCGGCAGUAGCGCGAAUCAAGGAGCAGAUCCAGUCGUCCCCCGAGCUGCAGCUUGACGUGGUUGGUAUUCUGCGGGCCAUGGUUGUGCGAUUCGAGCAGGCGAGGUCAGAGGUCAGCGAAGCACAAGGUGGCAGUUGGGACAAUAACCUCUGGGACCUGGCGGCCAAGAAGAUUAGCAUCACCAAGCUAAAGCUUGAGCGCUGGGCCGAAAUUGUCUCGACGAUUGGGGCCGAGGGCGUGCUGCUCAGCAAGUACCAACCUGGCGAGGGGCCCGCCAGUUCAAGUACGCCAGUCUCGGACGCCGAGACUGCAUUUGGCCCAAUAGAGACGGCCGAGGGGCCCAUGGACGGAGUCGAAAAGUCACAAACUAUUGAACUCGCCCCUCAUAUGGGUUUCGAUCCCUGGCAGAACAAUACCAAUUUUGCCCAUGACUUGUUUGACGGACUUGGCUUGGACCAGAACUUCUUCUACGGUGACUCUGGGGAUUACGGGGCAGCCAUCCUGAAUAAUCUGUCCUUUGGCGGUUAUACGCACCCAGGCAAUGCACCCUGA
This is a messenger RNA of Pestalotiopsis fici W106-1, 2175 nucleotides long. RefSeq lists its product as uncharacterized. The transcript is spliced from 4 exons. Gene Ontology annotation, molecular function: transcription cis-regulatory region binding; DNA-binding transcription factor activity, RNA polymerase II-specific. NCBI's taxonomy places the organism in Eukaryota, Fungi, Ascomycota, Sordariomycetes, Amphisphaeriales, Sporocadaceae. Gene Ontology annotation, biological process: regulation of DNA-templated transcription. Gene Ontology annotation, cellular component: nucleus. Bases 1 to 2175 code for a protein of 724 amino acids. The record is from RefSeq and is a predicted model, not a curated record.